AUGGCCAUCGACGCAGAAAACUUCAAGUUCGACACUCCUCAGUUCGACCCAAGAUUCCCAUACACCAACCAGACAAAGCACUGUGCUCAGAACUACGUCGACUACCACAAGUGUGUGGCCGUCAAAGGUGAGGACUUUGAGCCAUGCAAGAUCUUCUGGAAGACCUUCACUUCUUUGUGUCCUGUUGACUGGGUCGAGAAGUGGAACGACCAGAGAGAGGCCGGUAAGUUUCCUAUCAAGAUUGAACAGGAG
Sungouiella intermedia is the source of this 252-nucleotide messenger RNA. NCBI's taxonomy places the organism in Eukaryota, Fungi, Ascomycota, Pichiomycetes, Serinales, Metschnikowiaceae. The record is from the annotation of a GenBank genome assembly.